This is a messenger RNA of Brassica napus (rape), 2409 nucleotides long. Its product is annotated as alanine--tRNA ligase-like. The annotation marks the transcript as partial. Gene Ontology annotation, biological process: alanyl-tRNA aminoacylation; tRNA modification. NCBI's taxonomy places the organism in Eukaryota, Viridiplantae, Streptophyta, Magnoliopsida, Brassicales, Brassicaceae. Gene Ontology annotation, cellular component: mitochondrion; chloroplast; cytoplasm. Gene Ontology annotation, molecular function: amino acid binding; ATP binding; nucleic acid binding. The transcript is spliced from 20 exons. The record is from RefSeq and is a predicted model, not a curated record.
GUUGGUAACCGUGAUGCGGCAUCCUUAGUUAACAAUGACGAUCCAACAUGUUUGGAAAUAUGGAACUUGGUGUUUAUUCAGUUCAACAGAGAGAUUGGUGGCUCACUUAAACCUCUGCCUGCGAAGCAUGUUGACACCGGAAUGGGUUUCGAGAGGUUGACUUCUGUUCUUCAGAACAAAAUGAGCAACUAUGAUACAGAUGUGUUCAUGCCUAUCUUUGAUGACAUCCAAAAGGCCACGGGAGCUAGGCCAUAUUCUGGAAAAAUUGGUCUGGAAGAUGUUGACAGAGUUGACAUGGCUUAUAGAGUGGUUGCUGAUCACAUUAGGACUCUAUCCUUCGCUAUUGCUGAUGGCUCUCGUCCUGGUAAUGAGGGCCGUGAGUAUGUUCUGCGACAUAUUCUUCGUCGAGCAGUUCGCUAUGGAAAGGAGAUCCUAAAAGCUGAGGAAGGAUUUUUCAACGGACUCGUAAGUUCUGUUAUUCGGGUGAUGGGUGAUGUCUUUGGGGAGUUGAAGGAACAUGAAAAAAAGAUCACAGAGAUAAUCAAAGAAGAGGAAGCAAGCUUCUGCAAGACACUGGCAAAGGGAAUUGAGAAGUUUCGGAAGGCUGGUCAGUCAGUUCAGGGGAAUACGCUAAGUGGAGAGGAUGCUUUUAUAUUAUCGGCGACAUAUGGAUUCCCUAUAGAGCUGACUCAGUUAAUGGCUGAAGAACACGGGUUGCUAGUUGAUGUUGAUGGUUUCAACAAAGCCAAGAAAGAGGCGAGGGAUAUAUCAAAGAAUGCCCAGAAUAAGCAAGCUGGUGGCACCAUUGUCAUGGAUGCUAAUGCUACAUCAACGUUGCACAAGAUGGGUGUUUCAGCAACAAAUGAUUCUUUCAAAUACAUUUGGUUCCAGGGUCACGAUAGUGAAGUGAAGGGUAUCUACACUGGCUCUGCUUUCCUGGAAAGUUCUGCCAGUGGCGAUAAUGUGGGACUAGUAUUAGCGUCUACAAGUUUCUAUCCUGAGCAGGGUGGUCAGAUUUUUGACACAGGGAUUAUAGAAGGGUCAUUUGGUACAUUCAACGUGUGCAAUGUCAAAAUAUUCGGGGGCUUUGUUCUUCAUAUUGGUAGUCUUUCUACAGAAACUGGAGAGGUAUCGGUGGGGGAUGAAGUAACUUGCAAGGUUGACUAUGAGAGACGUAAACUCAUCGCUCCUAAUCAUACUUGUACACAUAUGCUGAAUUUUGCCCUGAAGGAAGUGCUCGGGGAUCAUAUUGAUCAGAAGGGGUCAAUAGUUCUUCCUGAAAAACUACGAUUUGAUUUCUCCCAUGGUGAGCCGGUUGAUCCUGAAGAUUUGAGAAAGAUCGAGUCCAUAGUGAAUACACAAAUUAAGGAUGAAUUAGAAGUAUAUUCAAAGGAAUCUAUUCUCUCUGAAGCCAAGCGCAUCAAAGGUCUAAGAGCAGUGUUUGGAGAAGUCUACCCUGAUCCUGUCAGAGUGGUUGCAAUUGGGAGACGGGUGGAGGAUCUCUUGGCUGACCCUGAAAACGAUGAAUGGUCAUCACUUUCAUCCGAGUUUUGUGGAGGAACCCACAUAACAAACACACGCGAAGCCAAAGCGUUUGCUCUUCUAUCAGAGGAUGGCAUUUCGAAAGGUAUUCGUAGGAUAAUUGCUGUCACUACUAAAUCUGCAUUUGAUGCUGUGAAUACGGCGUCUUUGCUUGAAAAAGAAGUAGAUGAGGCGUCCAAGGCGGUGGGAAAUGCACUAGAAAAGAAAGUUAAUGCUUUGAAAAGACGAGUAGAUGAAGUAGAUAUCCCUGCAGCCAAAAGGGCGGAUAUCAAAGCCAAGAUUGCUCAGCUUCAGAAUGAAGUGAGGAAAGCUCAAAAGAAAAUAGCAAAGGAAAACCUGAAGAAAUCUGUAGAAAUAGCAACAGAGGCAGCUGAGUCUGCAGCAUCAGAUGGGAAAAACUUCUGCAUUGUCCAGCUUGAUGUGGGACUUGAUGCAGCUGCAGUUCGAGAGGCCGUUUCAAAAGUGAUGCAAAAGAAGGGAAUGUCCGUAAUGGUGUUCAGCACAGAUGAAAGCACAAAUAAGGCGGUUGUGUGUGCUGGAGUUCCAGACAAAUCUGAUCAGUUCAAGCAAUUAGACGUCACAGAAUGGCUGACAACUGCGUUAAGUCCCAUAAAAGGGAAGUGCGGGAAAGGAAAAAGUGGUCUCGCUUCGGGACAGGGAACGGAUGCUUCCCAGGUGAGUUCGGCUUUGGACCUGGCUGCAUCAUUUGCCUCAAUGAAGCUCAACUGAUGUGGUUGGGCGAUUUCAUAAUCUGUUUUACUAGAACCACCUCCACUCAUUUGAUAUCAUUGUUACACAUUUUGUUGAGAAUAUAUGAACUGUCGUGUUUCUAGUGAUAUUACAGUUCAAUCGAAGUUAGCUAUUAAU